GAGGAGAGAGGAGCUAAUAAAUAAUUAAGGACGUCCAUGUAAUUUGCGCUAGUUUUCCCGCGUGAUAGAGUAGAGGGACGAAACACCAACAGAACAUUCUUACCUUGUCGAGUGUGGGACGUACAACGUGCCUACUUUCAAAAACUUUCUGGCUAACUGUAUUUCGCCUUCUUUAUUCCGUUUUUUUCAUUGGGGCUUUAGUGGGUAUAAGCAUAAACCCAUAAUACUGUGCUGGACUAAUUUGACUCCUAGUAUAAAAACAACCUGCCGAAGUGAACAACCCGGAUUAAAAAAGAAGAUCAAGCUACUUUUUCGCGUGUCGACACUUUUAAGAUUUCUGAAAGACAUCUAGGUAUGUCUGUAGAAUAUAGUCGAACUCUGGACAGGUAGCCAGGUGUGUCACUGUUGCUAUGGCAAUACAUUUGCUGCCAUUGUUGCCUGCCCUCCUCGCUGUCCUCCUCGCUUCCUGGACAACAGCCCAGGACUUGGAUUGGCAUUUUGACUCUGGUAGGUGUCGCUAUGCUCUAGGAAUGGAGGAUGGCUCAAUACCCGACUCUGACAUCACUGCGUCCAGCGCCUGGUCUGACUCCACUGAAGCCAAACAUGGGAGGCUAAGCAAAGGAGAGGGGGACGGGGCAUGGUGUCCAGCUGGUCCGGUGUUCCCUAGUGGUUCUGAGUACCUGCAGGUGGACCUGCACACACUGCACUUCCUUUCUCUGGUUGGCACGCAGGGGCGGCAUGCAGAUGGGCUCGGACGGGAGUUUGCACGUAGUUAUCAACUCCGUUACUCCCGUGAUGGACGACACUGGAUAACAUGGAAGGACCGCUGGGCGCAGGAGGUGGUAUCAGGGAAUAAGAACACAUAUGACAUAGUCCUAAAAGACCUGGGUCCACCCAUUAUAGCACGCAUGGUGCGGUUCUACCCGCUGGCAGACCGCGUGAUGAGUGUGUGUCUGAGAGUUGAACUCUACGGUUGUGUCUGGAAGGAUGGACUGAAUGCGUACACUGCUCCUGUGGGUCAUGUGAUGCACCUGUCAGGCUCACCUGUCUACCUUAAUGACUCUGUCUAUGAUGGCAGCAAAGAGGCAGGGGUGAUGUUUGGAGGCGUGGGCCAGUUGUGUGAUGGUGUUUUAGGUGGGAAUGAUUUCGUGGAGAGUAAAGAGUUGAGAGUGUGGCCAGGAUAUGAUUAUGUGGGAUGGAGUCGCGAAGCAUUGGGUCAACCCACUGUCGACAUUGAGUUCCACUUUGAGAAAACACGGGUUUUUCACACCAUGCAGGUGCAUAGUAAUAACAGGCACAGUCAGGGUGUGCGGGUGUUCAGUGAGGUGGUGUGUGAGUUUAAGCCCAGUCUUUUGAGUCCAUGGGCGGAGCCAGCAUUCAGCCUUAAGGUGCCACUGGAUGACCUGCAUGACCCCUCAUCCCGCACAAUCUCACUGCCUCUUGGAGGACAACCAGCUCAAAUCCUCCGCUGCCGUUUUGCCUUCAGCGACCGCUGGCUCCUCAUCAGCGAGAUAAGCUUCUACUCUGUGCCAUUUGAUGAUGGAUCUCUCCCUCCUCCUCCCCCUUCCUCCAGUGCUCGUCCUCUCAAUACCACCACUCCACAAACUUCUAACUCUGCAAAUGGAAGCAGCAGCCCCACCGACCUCCUCAUGAGAACAUCCCCAAUGCUGCCCAGCAGCAUGCCAACAGGGGCGGAGUUCCAAGCCAUCACUCUGAGGGCGGGUUUACCGGUGGCCAAAGAUGACAGCAGCAACACGGCCAUCCUGAUUGGUUGCCUGGUUGGAAUUAUCCUGCUCCUAUUGGCCAUCAUAGCUGUCAUACUGUGGAGGCAGUACUGGAAAAAGCUACUUAGCAAGGCCCAGGGCAGUCUCUCCAGUGACGACCUACGAGUUCAUCUUUCGGUUCCAUCGGAUAAUGUUGUGAUCAACAACACAAACACACACACAUACUCCAGCCGCUAUCAGCGCAUACACACCUUCCCCGAUGACAGAGACCGAGAGGGCGAGUACCAGGAGCCCAGCACUGUACUGCGACCCCGAGAGCAGUGUGACAGCACAGCACUGCUGUUAAACAACCCAGCAUAUCAUCUUCUCCUGUCUGACCUGAAACAUGGCCCCAACAGGCUGACAAACUGCCACAGCCAGCAAGAAAAGCCCCAAAACCUUCCCCAGGCUUGUGCUAUUGAUAUAGUUGAUAAAGGACUACCCAUUCAGGAAGGACCGCCUCCUUACCCUGGAGCCACGCCCCCUGGCCUAUCAGGAGCUCAUUAUGGAAAGGCAUCAGGAGGUGUGGGGAGUGUUCCUCAUUAUGCAGAAGCUGACAUAAUUAGUCUGCAAGGCUGUAGUGGUAACAAUACAUAUGCAGUCCCCGCCCUCUCGGCAACGCCCACAGACUGCCCACCACUGCCUGAGUUGCCACGGGAACGACUUAUAUUCAAAGAAAAGCUGGGAGAAGGCCAAUUUGGAGAGGUUCAUUUGUGUGAGAUUGAAAACCCUCAGGAACUUCCGAACCUGGAGUUCCCAUUUAAUGUGAGGAAAGGACGACCUCUGCUGGUAGCUGUGAAGAUUCUACGGCCCGAUGCAUCUAAAAAUGCCAGGAAUGAUUUUCUGAAGGAGGUGAAGAUCUUAUCUCGCUUGAAGGAUCCGAACAUCAUCCGUCUGCUGGGUGUGUGUGUGUGCAGUGACCCAUUGUGUAUGGUCACAGAGUACAUGGAAAGUGGAGACCUCAAUCAGUACCUCUCCCAGAGAGUGUUACUGGACAAGACUGGACCUCUACAUAAUACACCAACCAUCAGCUACCCAGCGUUGAUCUCCAUGGCGAGUCAGAUUGCAUCAGGUAUGAAGUUCUUGUCGUCUCUGAACUUUGUGCAUCGAGACCUGGCCACACGAAACUGCCUGGUGGGUGGAGAGAGAGGAGAGGGAGAGGACAGUGGAGAAGAGCGUCAGAUCAAAAUUGCUGACUUUGGCAUGAGCAGGAACCUCUAUGCUGGCGAUUACUACAGGAUCCAGGGCAGAGCUGUGCUGCCUAUUCGCUGGAUGGCAUGGGAGUGCAUACUUAUGGGGAAGUUCACUACUGCAAGUGACGUGUGGGCAUUUGGUGUGACGUUGUGGGAGAUGCUGAGUGUGUGUCAGGAGCAGCCAUACAGUCACAUGACCGAUGAACAGGUCAUUGACAAUGCAGGGGAGUUCUUCAGAGACCAGGGCAGACAGGUGUACCUGGCUCGCCCGGUGGUGUGCCCACAGGGUUUGUACGAGCUGAUGCUUAGCUGCUGGAACAGAGACUGUAAACUACGGCCUUCCUUUGCGUACAUUCACUCCUUCCUCACUGAAGAUGCCAUGAACAUGGUUUAGAGAGAGAGGGACUAAGAGAUGAAAAAGACUGCUCUUUUAUUCUGCUCUUCUGUUUUAGCAGGAGACAGAGGAGAGAUGUAAGAAAGUGUGUGGACCACAGACUGGUGGUGUGUUUUUAAGCAGACACAACGGCUAAGCACUCUUAUGUAAAUUAGUGUAUUUUAUGAUCGGUGGGUCGGGGCCCACCGCAGGUUCGGUGCCCCUAAAUGACCUGCUGCUCGUCCCUUAUCCUAAACUCAAUAAGCAACAUUUUAUCCCAAAAUGAGUUUUUAAGCUUGCUGUUCCCCUGUUAAUGCUCAUCACAUUACAUUUCAAAGUAUUAGUUUUAAAUCACACAGAAUGCACUACGGACAUGGCCAGGCCAUUCUUUCCUUCCCUAAACAUUACUUGGACAUUUCUCUGCCUCAUACUUUCUUUAAAGGGAUAGUUCACCCUAAAUUAAAAUUCUAUUAGUAUUUACUCACCCUCAUGUCAUUCCAAACCCAUACCUGUAUUUUGAAAACUCUUAAUGCAGGUGUUUUCCAUACAACAAAGCACUAAUAUGACAAGAAAAUAAUACCAUAAAAUUGUUCAUACAACUUGUGUGAUAUAUUCCAAGUCUUCUGAAGCCAUAUGAUAACUUUCUUUGAGGAACAGACCGUUCGCUAUUCAGUGACGCUCUUCUCCAGAACUCGAAAAAACGGAUCAGUCCAAUUCGUAAACGAAUUGUUCUGUCCAGUUUGUGAAUUGGUUCAUUGAAAAGAACCAACUCGAAAGAAUGCUCCAUUCACUAAUUAAACUAAUUCGGUUGUUGAUUUCAAAUCACCGUUUUAAUGAAAAUACUUAUUUUGUGGUACAUGGAAAAAAAAAACAGCAUACGGGUUUGGAAUGACAUGAGGUUGAGUAAUGAAAAGUAAUGUUUUACAUUUUUGGGUAAACUAUCUCUUUAAACAGUGAAGGAAAAUUAAAAAUGAACCCUUUCUGUAAUUGUUUCCAACUAUGAAAUUCAAGUCUAGUUUGCUCUGUGAGGUCCAGUUAUGUUGACUAAUUACUGACAAUGGGCUAAAAGGAAAAAUAUGAGAUUUUGUGAUAAAAUGUUGCUUUGCAGCUGAACUCUAUAUCCUGGUCAUCUAACCUAUAUCCCUAAACCCUGAACCAACAGCUAACAAAGCUGUUUCUUCAUUCCCUGAACACUGAAUAGAUCUCAAAACAUAAUCAUAGUAACUGGUGGAGGGUUUUGUAGCUAGAUGACAGGCAGCACCAAAGUAGACAGCUCUAAAAACUCUUUAGUCAUAGUUUUCUGUGGGCAGCAUUGGACAAAUGAUUGAUUGCGCAUAUUUAAACAUACUGUAUAAAAAAAUACAGCAGUUAUGCUUUUUUUCUACUUGCAUAAUAAAUAAUUAUAGAGAAUAACAUUUAAAAUUAAUUUAGCAGUAAAUAGCAUUUAAGGUCAUUUAGAGAAUUGUGAGGGUGUAUCAGCCAGAUUUAUGUGUAUUUUACUGUGGUGGAGGGUAAAUUGCAAACUAGGAAAGUAAUAAUUAAGAUCAUACAGAUCAUUAAACAUACACAUUGUUGGGGAAUUUAUUUCAUCUCAAUAAGUAAUAUAAAAUUAUUAUUUUGAAUCAUGUCCUAACCAGCCGUGAUGCAACAAGAUGAGUGACAGGACAUUUCUGUGGUGCUGUACAGAGUUGCCUCACUCAGUGUGAAAUCUCAUUGGUAAAAAAUCCCACUCUAGUGUUCAAUGAUGGCUUAUUGGUUGUUGCUGUUAACUUUUCUGGUUAGAACUUAAUGAGUGCUUAUACCUGCACACCAAUAUCUGUAUAACUACCCAAAAUCUGCUUAUUCAAAAAUCUGACAGUGCAAGAAUAACACAUUGACAUUUGAAAUCAUCUGAUUAUUCUCUGCUUUUGACGUUAAAACAUAAACAGACAUGCGCACAACACUUGUAUACAUUUGAUAAGAAUGUCUGGAAAAAUAGACAAAUAUUUUGGUGUAAUUACGUAUAGUAUCCAUCUGCAAGUAAUCACCUUUCCCGGCAUUCUUACCCGCUUAUCCAGUGUGCGCAAGUUCUGUGCACAUGCGUAUUUUAAUUUUUAUGUCAAAAGCAACAAAUGAUUCCAUUAUUUUGAAUGUCAUGUAAACACAUCUAAUUUUUUAAAUAAGCUAAUUCAUGGUAGUUAUCAGUGUUUUGGCUAAAUGUUGAGACAUCAUAAGCAUUCUGUCACACUGAGCCCUAUUUUAAGAGUGCUAAGUGCAGCGCUAUGCGAGAAGUCAUACACGCAAAGUCGAUGGGCAUGCCCAAUACGUUUUGGGAAUUUCGUACAAUGAUGCACUAAGUCUAGGCGCAAGUGGGUUUGGCAAAGUUGCAUGAACAUAGUGCAAAUGGGCUGGGUCAAGUGCAAUUUAAUUCAGAGGUUCUUCUCUGGCACCAACUGCAUCCUAUUACAAUAUAUACUGUAAUCCAUUCCCUGUUAAGCACCAGCGAUAUAAACAAAGACAGCACAUUCAUAAGAAGUUGGUAGUGUAUAAGGGCUGUGUGCAGUGAAUUAGAAGAAUAGAAAUAUGGAUUUACGUUCUUUUGUGCAUUUAACUGCAUCCUUGCUGAAUGUUAGUCUUCUAUGACAGUGACACGCUCCUUUUAUUUGCAUGGAAAAUGUGGUUUCAUCAGGACUUAAAUGUUGGCUCCAUUAAAUUAUAGAAAAUGUUAGUUAUUAAUCAAAUUGAUCUACUGUCACACAAAUCAUGGGUAGUAUUAACUGAUUGUAUCAGCCUAGAUUCGAUUGUGGAUUGAUUUGUUUUGGGUUUUUUUGGCACACACUUCACUUCUACCUGCUGAUUUUGCUUUAAAAAUUGCAUUCAUUUAUUGAAACACAAAAAAUUUAAACCAAAAAUAUUUCUAAUUUCAAAUUUAAUGAAAAUAUAAUUAAAACCAUGAAGUGGUCAAAAACAAAUUUUACCACCUGCUGUAAAAUCCAAAAAUGUUACCCUCCCCAAUUUCUACCAGCAUCUAAAAAUCAAUCUACAAUGACAAAUACCAGUACAAACUAGAUCAGAAAUACAAUUUUAAAUUAAAACAAAAUAAGAAUAAUCAUUGAAAAUUAAAGAAAGUUAGAAAGUUUAACACAAAUCUCUUAACUUUUUGUUUUUAAAAUAGCUACAACGGAUUAUCAGGGAGAUAAUUUGAUAUUCCACUAUAUUUUCAGAGUUUGGACAUUAUCCAACUGCUGGUGGAAUCUCCAAACUACAAAUGCAGGAACUGAGUUAUACAUCUUUUAAAACAUCUUAACGCAAUGACCUAUUUCUCAGGAAAAUAGCAUAUUGGGCUUUGUACCGCUUCAUCAGCAUACAAUACUUCCACAGUUUGACGGCAUAAACCCACAGACAGUGUAAACACUCCCACCCCCACUUGCGCUGGCACAAAGAUUGGGAUUAGGAUUAGCGCUCUCACGAAAAUCAGAUGCGGCAUUGCACACUUUCGUUGUGCAUUGCACUGCACCUUGUGUGGUCAUGAAAAUAGAGCCCAUUCAGUUAAUGCAGCCAAUCUGAGAAAUUGAAGGCAGUGGACCUUCUGAAGACCCAUCUAAAGUGGGGAUGAACUUUUCUGUGAAGAUCAUGAUAAAACAGAAAAGGGAUUCAAGUGUAUACUGUUGAAUUUGACAAAGGUCUAUAAUUCUGUUCAACAAUGUGAUGUAGGAUUGAUAUUUGUGGCUUCAUACCUGUCCAACAUCACACAAAUGAUCUCUGUCACUCCUUUCAUUUACUGUAAAUGUGAUUUAUUGUGUAGUCAGAGUCUGCAGAUAGUUUUGUAAUUGGCCUGGCAUUAUGUGAAAUGACUUGAACUAAGCAGAACUUCUUGAUCAGAACUUGUGGUAGUAGUAUGUUCUGGGUUCAACUGGACUUUUGGAAAUCCUAAUUGUUUUGUACACAGAUGGACUGUGUGGUAGUAUACUCCUAAUGUGCUAUUUGAAAGGACUCGAUGUGUCUGAACUUGACAGAUUUGUAACAAAGGUGCCUGGAAAGUAUGGAGAAAGAGUAAAAUGAGCAGAAAGGCAACAGUACAGAAAGGAUAUACAUUUAUAUCAGUAAGCGUGACAGAAAUUAAUUAAUAAUUUUCUGUGUUUACAAAGAAUAAUUGAAAGUUCAAUUGCAAUACAAAAAAAUCCAGCUGCUGUUUUACAGUAGCAGCACAUUUGAAUCUGUCAAUCACUCUCAUUAACACUUAAUUCCUCAAUAAGUUGAUAGACUUAAGACAUCAAACAAAUCUUAACCACUUUCAUUCAGAAAGUUAGAAAAGUAAUUUUACAAAAGUGAUCAUAUUAACUAUGUAAACACAUGGGGGACUUACAGAGAAAGUGAUAGCUGUUACUUUAUGUAAUUUCUGCAACUGGAUGAUUGUUGGUGGCACAACAGCCACCUUUAGGAGCUACAAGGUAAUAAGGAUGUAUGUUGCCUCUGUGUAAAUGUUGUACAUGCACUUUUAAACGCAAAGCUAUUUGUAUUUUUUAUUUUUUUUUGCCAUAAAGUUCAGAUAACUCUUGAAGUCUCUGUGGUACUGUUUCAGAAGCUGCAGACUGUACCUUUAAAACUGGUGUUUGGAUAAAUAUACAUCAUUGAUAUGUAUGUAGUGGUGGAAAGUAACAAAGCCACAUAAGUAGCCCUAUACUGUAAUAUACACAAGAAUAUAAGUCAUAAAUGGUUAUGUUGCUGUGCUGACUAUGCUUAUUGAAUGAGCUUUAACAUUUUUUGGUACACUGAACUAAGCUUCUAUUGUAUUUUUAUAAAUAUAGUUUUGGGUAUCUUCUGUCCUCAGCUAUUUCAUCUAUUCAUGUUUCAUUAAAAAUGUAAAUAAUUCAUGGAACAUAAUAUUCUUCAUUAAUAUUUGGUAUAUGUUGUUAAUCGGGUCUGUCCGUAUAUGUUUUAGACUCUGCCUCUUUUAGUCAUUGUCAUUGCCUGUUGUCUAUUUUUAUAGAUGUUUUAAUAAAAUAACCUUUUCAAAUAAAGUUUAAAC
Xyrauchen texanus (razorback sucker) is the source of this 8337-nucleotide messenger RNA. RefSeq names its product epithelial discoidin domain-containing receptor 1-like. Gene Ontology annotation, biological process: cell surface receptor protein tyrosine kinase signaling pathway; protein phosphorylation; multicellular organism development. Gene Ontology annotation, cellular component: membrane; signaling receptor complex. The coding region runs from base 411 to 3350 and encodes 979 amino acids. NCBI's taxonomy places the organism in Eukaryota, Metazoa, Chordata, Actinopteri, Cypriniformes, Catostomidae. Gene Ontology annotation, molecular function: protein tyrosine kinase collagen receptor activity; ATP binding; collagen binding. The transcript is spliced from 19 exons. The record is from RefSeq and is a predicted model, not a curated record.